AUUCGAACGAAAUUUUUAGUCUUCAAACGCGUCUAGCCGCCUUUUGACUUCCCCAAGACUCGCUGCUCAACUCAAAGCCUCAAACAAACCCUGUGUCUAUGCAACUACGUGAUUCGGGAACCCGAAAACUCCAAAGCAUUAGAGCGUAAAUAGAUACAUAGCUAUAAUUCACAGACCGAAAAUUAAUAUUUAUAUUUAUAGAUGCACUUCGAGUUAUAACACGAUUUGCUGUCAUAAAUGCUCACGCAAUAUGGUACACUGACAUCUGUCAUCAGACGCUAUCUGAAAACAAGGUGGCGACUUUCUGUGCGGAGUGGGCGGAUAUAAACAUUCCAGUUGUCUGAGGCCUAGGGUCGACAAUAUAUCCCAAUAAUAGAUGUAAAUAAGAUUGAUUGACUGUUAGAUUAAAUUAUCCCAGGAAAAAAUGUCCAAAUUUGUGUACUGAUUGAAUAAACCUGUCGUGCGGUUAAUGUGUUAACAGCUCCGUAACUUGCUUCCCGUGAGUGUGUGAGUCAUUGUAUGCGCGCAAGUUUAAUAAAUUUAAUAGAGUAAAAUGGCUUGGCGUUUUAAGGCUUCCAAAUAUAAAAAUGCGGCGCCCAUAGUACCGAAACCGGAGGCAUGCAUACGUGACAUAUUUGUGGGUUCAUAUCAAACGUAUGGGAAUAAUAUUAGUGCUUCCGCCACUUUUAUGGCAUUUAACGUCGAUCACAAUGGUUCAAGCCUUGCUGUUCUUCCUAUUGAUGAUUGUGGACGUAAGAGCAAGACCAUGCCCUUGCUCCAUGCACAUAGUGACACUGUUACAGACAUGGACUUUUCACCAUUCCAUGACAAUAUUUUAGCAACAGGAUCGCAAGACUGCCUUGUGAAAAUAUGGCAGAUUCCAGAAAAUGGGCUGGAAGAGAAUCUCACAAACUCGGAGUGCACUUUUUCACACAAACAGCGCCGUGUGGAAACAGUCUGUUUUCAUCCAGUAGCAGAUUGUCUCUUGACAAGCACAUCAUUCACCACUCUUACCUUAUGGGAUAUCCUUGCAGAGAGAGAACUGUUCUCAAAUGCAGACCAUUGUGAUGUAAUCCAGUCUGUAAGUUGGAAAAAAGAUGGAAUACUCUUAGCUACAUCCUGCAAGGACAAACAGGUGCGGGUUGUCGACCCACGGGCUUCUGUACCCAUCAGUCAGUCAGCCAACAGCCAUCAGAGCAUCAAAGACUCUAGAAUUGUUUGGUUAGGGGAUUCUAAUAGAAUACUUACCACUGGCUUUGAUUCGGGCCGACAAAGAGAAGUUUACAUAAGAGACUUAAGAAAUUUUGAAGAAAUUGAAAAAAGUUUGGUUCUGGACAGUUCAACAGGGGUCCUGAUACCUCUGUACGAUCCUGAUACUGGGAUGUUAUUCUUAGCUGGGAAAGGAGACACAACAAUUGCUUAUAUGGAGGUGACAGACAAGGAGCCAUAUCUGGUUGAAGGUAUUAGGCACAAUGGUGAUCAGACAAAGGGAGCGUGCCUUGUUCCGAAGCGAGCCCUUGCUGUCAUGCAGGCUGAAGUGAACCGUGUACUUCAGCUGACGUCAUCAUCUGUCAUACCAAUUAUGUACCAGGUGCCUCGCAAGUCAUAUAGAGAUUUUCAUGGAGACCUCUUCCCAGAGACUGCAGGAAAUGUUGCACCAAUUUCUGCGAGUCAGUGGAGUAGCGGGAUCAAUGCUGAAGUGGCACGUGUUAGCCUUGAUCCAGCAAAGAGGCACCUAGGAGAAACUGGUUCGCAGGUGAACAGCAGUACCCUUUCUGAAAUGCGAAAACACCUUCAUCUAAAGCAGUAUGUGACAAGCUCACCACAGCUACAGCAGCAGAACAAGAAACAACUGAGUUAUAGAUCAAAUGCAACAAAGGAAGAAGAGACAAAGAGCACACAGCAGAAUGGAGAGACGACUCAUGACCAUCAGAAUGGAACAGUGACAGUUGUCCGCAGCACGGCUGCAAUUCCUGGACCUGUCCCACCAAAGCCACUGCCAAGAUCAUCACGUCAGAGCUCAUUGACAGAAACUGAUGAACCAAUAGUUGCAGCAGUACCUGCCCCGAGACCAGUUGCAAGGCCUCGAAUGGGUACCACUUGCCCCUCCAGUGUAUCAAGUCAGGUUGCUGUGCCAUCCCAGCAGCCUCAAGCAUCUCAAGAAUCUGUACAGCCACAGAUUUCUCCAGUUGGCACUGUUCCUCCUCCAGCUAGUGUCGUCACUCCGGUGAACCCCCUGAUGCUCAGCUCAGGGGGCUACAAGCCUCGGCUUGGACCUAAACCAUUUACACCACCUAAAUUAAACUUUGGUGUGGGAAGUGGAGAUGCAGAACUAAAAAUAACAACAGAUUUCUCAUUUGAUAAAGUAUUUUCUGUCCCAUCUGUCCCCGCUGCGGAGGUCAAUGGAGCUGUGGCAACAAGGGAAGAAAACAGCAAUGAUGUGCACACAGACGACAGUGCGCCAGAAACAUAUACAGAAACGUUCCCUGUAGAUUGCCAAGAAAGUGAUAAAAAUGAAGUAUGUGCUGUGGUUGGAGAUCAAGACAUAAGUCCCACCACAGAAGAUGAACUUCCAUCUUCACCAAACAGUAAAGCAAAAACACCAAGCACAGCAGAGAGAAGAAAGGUUUUCGAGAAAAGGAUAAGUUCAAUGACUAUUGAACAAGAUUCUGGAUCUGGGACUGUAGAAACUCUGCAAUCGCCAAAGGGCGAUGAGUGCAUUGAAGAUAAACUUGAAGAUUUUGAGAGGGCUUCAUUGCAACGAACAAGUAUUGCAGAACGUCGGCGACUGUAUGAAAACCGUUCUGUUUCUGUUCAAGAGACAAGUAUUGCAGAUAAGCGCAGUCCCACAACUCUUAGUCCUACACCUCUGAGGCGUCGUGAUUCACUUAAAUCACAAAAACCUAUCUUAGAAGAGGAUAAACCUCAAAGAAAAUUGACAGAGCAGCCCACAAGUAAAACACCCCCAAUGGAAAGGAAACAGGAGCCUGUAACAACACCAACACCGAAGAGAACAUCGACUGUUUUUGGCCGUGUAUCAAAGUUCCGGCAUUUGAAAGGCACCCCUUUGCACAAGUCAACACAUAUUGAGAACAUACGCAAUGUCAGCAGACAGAUUUCUGGUGAAUGUGAUGGAUUCCAUGCAAACUCUGAACGUGUUGCUGUACCACUCAGUGGACCUGGUGGCAAGAUUGCGGUGUUCGAAAUAAGCAGAACCGGCAAGCUGCCAGAUGGUGUAAUACCUACACUUGUGCAGGGAACAAAUGUAAUGGACUUUGCUUGGGAUCCAUUUGAUUCCAGCAGAUUGGCAGUUGCUUGUGAUGAUGGAACCAUAAGAUUGUGGUUGGUACCUGAAGGAGGCCUCCCAGAGCCAACGAAUACUCCUGAUCAGAUAUUAGCUGGUCAUUCAGAGAAGAUAUACUUCAUUAAGUUCCAUCCUUUGGCAAAAGAUAUUCUGGCUUCUGGCUCUUAUGACAUGACAAUUCGGAUCUGGGAUCUAGCAACACAGUGUGAAAAGAUUGUACUCCUUGGACACACGGACCAGAUGUUCUGCUUUGCGUGGAGUCCUUGUGGAGCAUACUGUGCAACAGCUUGCAAGGAUGGCAAGCUAAGAGUGUAUGAACCCAGAGUGGAUGUCCAACCCAUCCGAGAAGGAAAGGGUCCAGUAGGUUCCAGAGGAGCGAGAAUUGUUUGGGCCCUGGAUGGACAGUUCCUUGUUGUUACAGGAUUUGACAAGGUUUCUGAAAGACAGAUACAGAUUUUUAAGGCAGACAGUCUGAAUUCACCUCUGAAUACAGUUGGUUUGGAUGUUUCUCCAGCUAUACUCAUUCCAUUUUAUGAUGAAGAUAGUUCUACUCUUUUUGUUACUGGGAAGGGUGAUUCUACAAUAUAUGCAUUUGAGGUAACAGAAGAGGCACCAUACUUGUGUCCUCUUAGUCACCAUCGCUGUAACUCGUUGCAUCAGGGCCUCUCAUUCCUACCUAAGAAUGUAUGUGAUGUGAGCAGUGUUGAGUUUGCUCGAGCUAUGAGGCUCACAAAUAACACCAUAGAGCCUCUGUCUUUCACUGUUCCAAGGCUGAAGAGUGAAUUAUUUCAAGAUGACCUGUUUCCUCCAACAAAAGUAACAUGGAAACCAACCAUGACCAGCACUGAAUGGUUGGGAGGAUUCAACAAAACUCCAUCUCGGUUAAGUCUCAAGCCACAAGGCAUGGAAAGCUUGUCAGAAACACAAGGUUGUCAAGACAAACAAAAUACUUCAUCUCAAGGAAAGACAAUAUCUAGUCUUGUCCAGCAGCCAUUCAACAGGUUGGCAUGGAAUGCUGAGAUGUCGGAUGCUACCAAAGAAACACAAGAGCAGAUACAACGAGCUGUGAGCAGCCGCAUGGAGGUUAACUUGAAGCUGGAACAAGAUGACAUGGAAGGCGUGGAUGACCGUGAAUGGGAGGACUGAAAUUACAGCACUGAAUCAUCAAGACUACACAAUCUACAUAGGGACCACACCAAUUUUUAUGGAUCUUUUUAAUUCCACUGCUGCAGCAUUGGAAGAACCAGAGUCAUUUUAAAACUGAAAGCACACAAUUCUCACUUUCAGUGAAUUCACUGCCACAGUAUGAAAAGUCUCUUAUAACAACUAAUUUCCAGCACUUCUGUGAGAUUUGUCUCUGCUUACUGAAUUAAUAUAUGGGUCAAGUUCUGCUCUGUCACCAGUUAAUGCUUUUUGAAUUUUCAGAUUGACAUUCUUAUACACUCCAGGCUCUUAAAAUGUCUAUGACAGCCCACUUGCAAAGUGUAAUAAAAGAAACAAAAAAUGUAAAAUGCUUGUAAACAUUGUUAAUAAUGACUGAGGAUAUUGAGGGCUGUCAAACUGUCCUUCAGAUUAAAACAUAGUGUUGAUCUUUUUGCUGGGCCACUUUUAUUUGUUAACUCGGCAGCGUGGCCCGUCUUAAUUGACAAUUAGCCCAAGUAUAAUGUUAGAUACAUUUUAACUGAACUGCCUGUUUUAUAUAUAUAUAUUUAAAAUAUUUAUGAUAUGUGUAUUUAUAGUGAACAGUACUAAGAAUAUGAACUAUUCUUAAUAUACAGUAUCCAAGAUUGCUUUCUGUUCUGGAUUAGAACAAAUUCACUCAGUGUCUUUUUUUUUGUCCAUAUUUAAAAGGCACUGUUGUGUCUUCAUGUAUUUUGUUUAAAAUGAUCUGGUUGUCAUAUUUUAUGUAGUAAGUUUACAAAUGCAGGGUAAGAUAAGUUCAAACCUCUUUCAGCAGUAUACAACUGUGUUAAAAACCAUAUUAUUUUAAAGCGCUCUCUCUCUCUCUCUCUCUCUCUCUCUCUCUCUCUCUCUCUCUCUCUCUCUCUCUCUCUCUCUCACACACACACACACACACACACACACACACACACACACACUGACCCCCCUUUCCCCUCCCCCUCUGUGUGUGUGUGUGUGUGUGUGUGUGUGUGUGUGUGUGUGUGUGUGUGUGUGUGUGUGUUACUACCUUUAUAGAGGCCUCCAUCUCUUGAGCUUCACUGAACAUUUAUUUUCCUUUGUACUGUUGCCAACUUGUAGGAUACACAAAUCAGUAUGGAUGACUAGAUACUAAGCUAAGCUAUAGUAGAAUUCUCAUCUUUUUGCUUAUAACCUUGUUGGAAAUUCUUGACCAAAAGUAAUUAGGUUCAAAUGGUUCAAGAAACUUCACUUUACACUGCAUAUGGUAAAAGCUACUACUUUCAGUGAAUAUAUAGCAAGAAGAGUGGCAUGCUACCAGUGAAACUGUAAAUGCCAAUAUAAAAAGUAUAAUUACAGGAGAUAAAAUUAUCAUACUAAGAUGAAUUUCUUAGCAUAAUGCUAAAGUAGACAGACAUGACCUAGUGGCCACCUAGCCUUGAGCUUCUGGAGUUCAUAACAAGCAGCUAAGAACAGAAAGUGAUAAAUGUUUUGAAACUUGUCAGGAAGAGACAGAAGGAUAGGAAAUAGCUACAGGGAUACUUGAAUGAUUCUCAGGCAUAAUAUCAGAUGAUAUGAUCCAUGACAUUCUGCCUGUGAACCAUUCGAGGUGGUGGAAUAGUUAAAGCAUUCUGAUUAUAAGUACAUGUUAUCUGAAUGUAUAGGAAUGAACUGAGAGGGCCAGCAAGGACAAAAAUAGGGAUUUUUUGUGUGUGGGUGGGGGAAUGGAUUGCAGGAACAUGAAUGAGGAAAUCUUGUAGAAAAACUUGAGAGGAAAUGGUAAAGAGCUUCCGAAGUUAAUAUUCAAGAACUUAGUGAUAUGAGGAAGAGAGAGAGAGAAAUAGAUCAUCUGUCUCUUGCUCAUUCUGUUGAGUGAUGGAGCCUUCUAUCUUACACAGCUGUAUUGAAGCAUCAAAAAUUUGAAAUCUCUUCUGUACAUCCUAUGACCUAUAUUCUGUUCUGAUCCAUAUUCAGAGUUUGGAUUUUGACAUACACUUCUGAGUCUCUCACUUUACCCAUUAGUCCACCUACAGAUAACCUGUACAUUUAUUUUAUUUUUCAAUCUUCAGUAAUGAGAAAGAACUUCUUUCUUCCAAAAUCCCAAAGCCGUAUCAGAUUUUUCAUGCAUUUUUAAUUACUGUAAUAAAUUUGAGGCAAUGGCAAUAUGAAAAUUUUUGCUGUUUCCGAUUAUGUAAACAACGAUACAAAAUAAAAAUACUUCAGAUUUUGUUCAUAUCAUUAAAAAGGAAAUCAGUGCUCACAAACUCCAGGGACCCAUUGAUGAAUUGUAAAUAUUUUCAAAGAAAACCUCAUCUUUUAUGAUUCAACAAUCAAAUUAAGAAACCCUCUGUACUGAAAGGUAACAAAUGCAGCUUCUGGCAGUCGCAUAAUGGCCAUUAGACUACAGACUUGAUUAAUGACAAGGCAAUAGAAAUUCAUAUUAUGGAUUUUCAUAUUAACUAGGAUCUGAUAGUUUUAAAAUUAUAUUUUGAGGAGUAAGGCGAGAGAGAACAUGUCACUUAAGUGGAGAAUGAUUGAGAGGGGGGGGGAGGCAGAGGGGGGGGGGAUGAAAUUCAGUGAGGAUUCAAUUCCAGAAUCAAUAUUAUAUUGACAAAAAUGAGCUAAUAAAAGAUUAAGAGAUACAUAGAAAAUUAGAAGCUAAAAUAAAACGUGGCUAGAAAGUGUAUGCAUCAGUAUUAUGACUUGUCUCCUGAACAUAUAGCUUCUGACUGACAAUUUUCUUCUAUUAUUGUUUUAACCACCUUCCUGCAUGUUUCACAAGCACAUUUUGUUCUGGUACUCAAUGUUGGAAUUUAAGGGUGUAUGCUUAAAGAUUCAUCUUCAACUCUUUUUAACUUCUUACUGUUAUUUUGGUAAAUGAUAUUUACUUAGGAACUUCUUUAUAAUGACAUUCAUGAAACAUGCAUGCACUAAAAUUGGUUGAUUUCACAAAUACUAUCACUAGCAGCUCUGCAUAGCAACCGGUCUUGUGUCAACCACUGCUAAUGAUGAUACUUGGAUGCAGUAUGGAGCAGUUAUUGUCUGUUUCCCAGAUGUUGGUGCUGCUACUUCUCACUCAAGUAGCUACUUCAGUUGGCAUACUGAGGCUGAAUUCAACCCAUUCCAGUGCUCUCAAUAAGAGAAAAUCCAUGUCAUUACCAGGAAUUGAACCCGUGUCCCCGGCAUGACAGUUAAACACUUAUCACUUAGUGUCUGAGGCAGACAAAAACGCUUAUAUAUAUUUAUGAGUACAUAAAAUUAAUGAAACUUAAAUUAAUGAAAUGUAAACAUUUAACAGGAAAUGCUGUUGUUAUAUUCACAUUUUCAUUGCAUGCACUAGUCAACUUAUUUUCAUUUCAUUUUUUUUUUUCCCCAAUAUCUCUCUCUCUCUCUCUCUCUCUCUCUCUCUCUCUCUCUCUCUCUCUCUCUCUCUCUGUGUGUGUGUGUGUGUGUGUGUGUGUGUGUGUGUGUGUGUGUGUGUGUGUGUGUGUGUAAUUUUCAGACAUUGCUACAGAACAGUGAAGUUGCUGUUGUUAAACUUUUAGUCUGCUUCAGUUGCACCAGGCAAAUGCUCGACUCCUUUGUUAAAUCAAUUCAUAUUAAGUGUCCUUAAAUGUCUUAAAACUGGUCUAAUAUUUCAUACCUUUCAGAUGAAUUAACAAAGCUUAAAUAGCAUUACAGAGAGAGAGAGAGAGAGAGAGAGAGAGAGAGAGAGAGAGAGAGAGAGAGAGAGAGAUUUAACACAUACAUAUAUUUUAAUGUUGACUUUAUACAGUGUAUACUUACAAGGGAAGCUCCCCAUCACACACCCCUCAGAUUUAGUGGCAACAUGGCCCAGUGGAUUGGCAUUCAAAAACUGAUUACAAAUCAAGCACAGAAAGAAUGUGUGUUGAGUUGUGAAAAAAGAAGCAGAAUUUAGUGAGCGGCCCAAAUCUCAAACUGUGCAACACUGAGCGAAUUUGGAGAGCCUCAGCGUUGGGGUUAUAUGGUCAUGGUGCUGGACUGCGAAUGGGGAGAUCCAUGUUUGAAUUUCCAUUAUGCCUCAUUCCUUUAUUCACGAAGUUAUGAACUGUCCAUCUGGUCAUUGACAUGUGUGAUCGCUCUAUUCAGAUUUGUGUCUGUAUCAUGGUGUAACAUCCGAGAUGUAAGGAAGGGACCUCAAGGCAUAUGUACCUCCUAUUUGUUCUACACAAGUUCCACAUAUUAUGACUCUUGUCUUCCAUUUUGGACUCUUGAAUUACUUUGUUGUAAAAUAGUUCACACCCAUUUAUUUGUUGUUUUCAUUUCUGUGAGAAGUUUACAUGGCAUCUCACCUGCUCUCACUGUUCAUCACAUUUACUUGUGAUGAUUAUGUAUUCUUAUCACAUGAAUUAUACUCUAUAACAAAUGUGUAGUAUGACAUUGUUAAAACUACAGGAGGAGAACGGACACAUCAAUGAAUGGACAGACAGUUCAUAAUGUUUUGGAAAAAGGGGGGAGGGGCAGGGGUGGUGGUGGCACGAGGGCAACUCAAACAUGGGAUCUCCUGCUUUGCAGUCCAACACCGUGUUCAUAAAACCCAGACACCACACUUCUGCCAACUAGCUCGAUGUUCCUUCCUGCUUUCAUGCUUUAUCGGUAUUCAGUUUUUGAUGGGCUAUCCAAUGGGCCAUCUUACCACUAAAUCUGAGAGGGGUGCAAUGAAGAGGUUCCCUUAUUAGUAACAUUUAAAGUUUUUUUGAAUGGUCCAUUGUAAUUCACAAAAUCUGAGAAGUGUUGUGAAAGUUUUUAGAAUCCCACAGUAUGAAGCAGCACCUUUUUAAUCAGAAGACUUUUUUCAAAGUAGUUUCAUGCUGGGCUGAGCCCCAUUUUAUAUCACUCCAUUAUCUAUUAACAUCUGCAACAAAUUAAAGGGGUACUUGUUAAGAGUGAUACACUCAAUUGCCAUAGUAAUCUGACAAUAAUGGGAUUAAUACCACAUUCAUGGGCUAUUACAUACUCCACUACAGGUCUUGUUCAACAAUGAAAUGAUCUUCUUGUGGAUAAAGGAGCAUUUUAAAACAUAAAUUCCGCAUUAUUUUGAUUUCAUACUAGUGGAAUCAUUCUCAAAUCCUCUUGCUGUCUUUUCUCAAAAGUAUACUUAAGGUACUGCUCUUCAUUAUAAGCAUUCAUUUUGUAGUGACAUUGCCCCAUAAGUACCCUCUUGCAUGUGGAUCCUUACUUAAAGUCUGUUGUUUUGGUAGAUAGAAACUGUAGCCAUAUUUGACAUUAAUCGCUGCUUUGGAAGUUUGAAAGUAUCUUAGUAAUCAAUGUGUAUCUUUACUCUGUAAACUGUCACAAGUUGUACUACCAGUUUUCACUUAAAAAGAUCAGUUCAAAGCAGUGAAGUGUCCUUAUGCUGUGAUAAGUUUCAACAUAAUCUGUCGACCUGGUGACAGUGGAUGAAUAAUUUACUACUGGUGAUUUCAUACACUCUACUGAAGAAUACUGUGUACAGGAUAUGACAAAAAAGAAAUUAUAUUUAUAUUGCUAAUUUGUAUACUUACCAAAUAUGUUCGGUUAGUGGUUGUUGCCUCAAUGUAUGAGCCAUUUAUAUCCACACAUUCCUGUAUUGAUUCCCUCCACUGUGUAAAACAUUUCUGCACCAUUUUUUGUGUUUUUGCAUAGGAGCUUCACCAAUUUUGCCUUCUGAUAGGGUGCAAGAACAUGUCUGUACCAACAUACUCAUCUUCUGCCAUUGAGUUGAUUGAUAUUAAAGACACUUGUCAGAAUAUAAUGAGACAGUCAGAGACGGCUUUGGAAAGUACAGUAUAGAAAAUAAUCAGUUGUUAAGAGAUCAGGCCAUCAGUAAUUUUGAAAAUAAUGAGAAAAAUGACACAUUGGAUAACACACUGGACUCAGAUUUCUGAGCAUGGCAGUGUAAAUCCCAUUUAAAUUUAAGUUUUCUCUAAACUGGUUAAGUUAAAUGUUAGGAUAUUACAUUUGAAAAAGGCAUGGCCAGUUUCCUUAUUUUGAGCUUCUGCUCUGUUUCUAAUGACUUCACUGUUGGCAGGAUAUUAAACCCUUAUUGUUCUUCCUUCACGUUGAAAAUAGGCACUACAAGCAAUGAAUAGCAAGAUGUGUGCUUGUUAUUUCUGUAUUUAUGUUCUUUCUGUGUGCCCUCUCCUCUUUUUCCAUUUUUACUUUUGCCUGAUAAUUAUGUCUUUACGUUCCUUUCCUGUCCUCUCCCCCUAACUUCUCAUGUCUGUCAUUAUUAGAUGAAUUCCUGUCCUUUUUCUCUUUGUACUCUUCCUCUUCUCAUUCCAAGAAACCUCCUGCUCAUAUUAUCUCCCCUAAGAUUCAUUGUCACUGCCACCAAGUCAAGUGGCAUAAUGGUUAAGAUUUGGACUUAUAUUUGGAGGGAAAGGUUUAGAUGUCAAUCUGGCCACCUGACUUAAUGGUAUACAUCUUUUCCUAAAAUCACUUGAGACAAAUGCUUGGAUAGUGCCACAAACAAGGUGAGCACUAGUUUCCUUCUCGUACUCGUCCAGACUGGAUUUGUGUUCUAUCUCUAAUGACUUUGAUAUAAAUGGGAUGUUAAAUUGUAAUUUUCAAAACAGGAUGUUAAAUUGUAAUUUUCAUUUUUCCCUUAUCACAGUUGGCACCACCUCUCAGGUUAGGCGCACAUAUCUUACACCAGAAAUUUACAUCAAUCAUAGUGUUUUUAGCAUCUUGGCAUGUUUCAAAUUUCAAUAAACAUUCUAAUUUUAUUUUAGAGAAAAUAAAUUAACAGUGGAGCAUUUCCUGUCUUCUGAAAAGGAAUUGCUGGGUGAGAAAAAGCUAACUGACAGUGAAGAAAUUAAGCACUGUUGGCUCAGUGCUCUUCCAAGAAAAUUUUCCAUUCCAGAUUUCAGAACAUUGACUGUCAUAACACAUUAUUGUUGCAGAUGCUUUUCAUUAUAACAGUUCAGUUAAUAAUGCAAGGUGUAGAUAAUUAAGUCACUGAGUGCCAAAGUGCCUGAACCUUCAUAAAUACAGCAAAUGUUAUUACUAACAUCUGGCCUGCCUUAGCAAAUUUCUUAACCAUAUUUACUGGUCACAUAGUAACACUACUACAGCAGAUGAUUUUCUCGUAGAAACUGGAAAUAUUUUGCUGUGUAGAAGGUUCAUUUAACAUCACUCUUGAAUUGAUUAUCAGUUCCUCUGUGCGUAUGUGUAUGCAUGUGUAAUAGAAUAUGUGGGUAGAUUUUAGUUUUAAUUACAGGCAUUGAUUAUUUACCCAGGCAGUACUAAGAACAAAAUCUCAUAAAGUUGUUGGAAACUUUGGUGCAUACUUCUCAUAUGCAUCCGUACAUUCAUAAUUGGAUAGUGUCCUUGAACAUUUUUGCUUUCAUAAAAAAUAUGAGAUUCAACAUAAUUAUGAGAAUUUUGGAUUAUAACAGAAGCAAGGAAUGGAUAUGUACAGACACCUCUCAUAAAACUUUGAUUCUAUAUUCAGUCCUCUAGUAUAAUUCAUAUAAUUGCGUCGAUAAGAACAUCAAAACUAUCUUUGUGAUCAUCCACAUAGCACCAGCUAAUGGGCUACACUAUAGUGGACAAUCACUAUGCGAUACAACUGUUUUUAUUGUUUUCAGCAUGUUCACCACCAUCAUCAUCAUCAUCAUCUGUGUGAACAAUCAUAGAUUUCAUUAAUAUUCAUAUAUGUCACAAUUGUAAAUAAUUUCAUCUUAAAUUACAUACCAGUUAUGAAGCCAUCAUUUUAGAACAGACAUCAAAAUCAUUUUUCAUUAUUUUGUGUUACAUAUCUGCAGUUCUGUCAUUUCAAAUUGUCUCCAGUAAAAUUGUGUAUUUGGUUUAAGUAGAGAGUACUUCUGCAGAACGAAGGAUUGAAAUUGUUAAAAUUGUCUUUCAUCAACAGUAUUUGUCCUUUAGAUGCCUUAUUGAUGCUACGUUUUGGCUGAAAGAUCUUUCUGUGAUUUGUUUCUGUAUUGGUGAAUUUUUUUAUUGGUUGGCAAAACUGACUGAUGAACAUAUGUUGGAUUUUUGCACUAUUAAAAAUUUUUAAUUCAAAAUUUGAACAGAAUUGUCUACUGCAGGUGCUUAAGACAUUCCAUUAAGGUGCCAAAAUCGGUUUAUAAAAGUCUGAAUAAUUUCAGUAUUAUUAAACUUUCUUUUUGUUUAAUGAAAAUUGCUCAACAAUUAAUAAGUUAUAGUAUCACUAUAUAUUUAAGAGCAUUUUUUGUGGUUUAGUCUUUGUAUAAUGUAACUGGACAGCAGUUACUUGUGGUGGGGAAGUUUAUCUUGAUGAAUGAAAGAUUGGUAUGGUCAAAUAUUACUGCCCAGUAGGUAAUGACUUUCAGUGAAGUUUACAGCAGAACAUUUUAAAUGGUAGAUGUAUCAAGCAGUUACUGAGAUUACAGCUUUAUUUACAUACAUUUCAUUUAAUGUUUGUCAGUUUCAUACUCUCAUCAUUUAGUUACUGUAUAACAUACAUUACUCCAAAUCUCAUAAAUAUUUAUUAUAAAAUCUAUUUAGAGUUAAUUUCUGGAUUUAAAAAAUUAAAGCUUAUUUUGUGUGACUGUUGUAAUGUGAGGUUGGAAUUGUAAGUAGGUUGUGCAUGUGGUAUAGUGAGAGUUUUAUAGAAGAUUUACAAAUGCUGAUAAAUGAUUCAGUAACUUGCUCAUUAUCUAACAUGUGUGAAAGUUUAACCCAUGAUACUAUAGGGUUAAUGAGAGUCACAAAUGAAUCGAAGUGGUUGUCAAACAGCUUGUACAGAUAUUAUUUGUAGUAAUAUGUAGGCUUUAUGGCUAUAUUUUUUUUUCUUUUUUGUACACACCACAAUAAAUAAAUGCAGUAUUUUUCUUCUGCACCA
Schistocerca gregaria is the source of this 13271-nucleotide messenger RNA. RefSeq names its product coronin-7 (gene pod1). Gene Ontology annotation, molecular function: protein binding. NCBI's taxonomy places the organism in Eukaryota, Metazoa, Arthropoda, Insecta, Orthoptera, Acrididae. Bases 554 to 4450 code for a protein of 1298 amino acids. The transcript has 19 exons. The record is from RefSeq and is a predicted model, not a curated record.